Penicillium verhagenii is the source of this 1824-nucleotide messenger RNA. RefSeq lists its product as uncharacterized. The annotation marks the transcript as partial. Gene Ontology annotation, biological process: transmembrane transport; metal ion transport. Gene Ontology annotation, molecular function: magnesium ion binding; cobalt ion transmembrane transporter activity; cobalt ion binding. Gene Ontology annotation, cellular component: membrane. The transcript is spliced from 3 exons. The record is from RefSeq and is a predicted model, not a curated record. Lineage: Eukaryota; Fungi; Ascomycota; Eurotiomycetes; Eurotiales; Aspergillaceae.
AUGAACAUCCACUCAAAUGACCAUGUGCAGCCCAACACAUUCCAAACCGACUCGAGUAUCAACACUGAAUUCGAGCUGACAGCUCUGUCGCCCCGCUCUGCCAUACUCUCAACACAGCCAGAGCUUUUGUCCGCGUCGGACGCCUUCACCACCGCGGCAAGAGCCAAUUCUACCGAUUCCAAUAAGCGGCGCAGAAAACGUUCCAACACUGCCCGCCAUUAUCAGCACGAAGGACUUGAUCAAAGCUCUGCAUGGCAACCGGGUACAGAGCCCGGUAUUGACCCGACAAAACCGCUACCUCCAUUCAGCGCCGAAUGGGCGUCCAACGUACCUGGAGACCUACAACGAUAUUGUACCAUCACGGUGGUUGACUUCUCGCAAGAUCGGAUGCGAAAAUAUGAGCUUGAUAAUGAUUCCCUGGAAGAGUUUUUACUGCGCGACCGCGAGCCUUGGGCGCGAUGUCGUUGGAUUAAUGUCAAUGGAUUAAGCUGGGAUGUGAUUAAAGCUCUUGGGAAUCACAAGGGGUUACAUCGUCUGGCGAUUGAGGAUAUUAUUCAUCCUACGACUCGCGUGAAGGCGGAUUGGUAUUUGGAUCAUACGUUUGUUGUCUUGACGCUGCAGAAGCUGGUGAAACUUCAUCAGGGAAACAGUGGUUCCGAAGAUGAAGAUGAAGAUGAUGUUAAAGGUAUAAAGGACUCCAAACGGAGAUAUCAAAGGAAAAAAUCAACUGCGAGCUAUCAGAGCACGGUGAAUACAAAGCGGCCUGCUAAAUGGCAGAUCAUUGGAGAAGCUCUCAAGGAUACUCUUGGAUUCAAGAAACUGUCAAACAGAAAUGAACACAAGAAAGUCAUACCUGGCUUUAACGUUCAUCCCAAAUCCGACACAUCUUCCUUUCAACACAAGCCUCCACUCAGAGACAUCGCUACCGCGACUGCAGCUCAAGCUACGGCCCGCUCUCUCCAGCGCUACCGCAGCGCAGUGAACGAAGACAGAAUCGAGUUCAUGGAACGCCACGCGGCGCUCGCAUCCAAGGGCCUCUCUGUCACGCUGGAGCAGGUUUCCGUCUUCCUGCACGCCGACAACACCGUCACGUCGUUCUUCGAAACGAGUGCUGAGGAUAUAGAAGAACCCAUAGUGCGGCGUUUGAAUUCCUCCGAAACCAUUCUCCGACAAUCGUGCGAUGCAAGCAUGCUUCUGCAAGCAAUCAUAGACGGCGUGAUUGAUCUUGCUAUCCCUGUUACCAUUGCAUAUCAAGAUACGAUAAAUGAUCUCGAGCUGGAAGUCCUGACAGAUCCAAAGACCUACCAGUCAAAAAGCCUUUAUAUAUUGACGUCGGAGAUUGCUGUGCUUCGCAAUUCUAUUCAGCCGAUGGUGGCUUUGAUCAAUGCGCUUCGGGACCACAGGUCCCAACCCAUCGGUACUUCCGGUCUGGGGGAUCAGGGCGUCACGAUUAGUGCCCUGUGCCAUACCUAUUUGGGAGACGUCUUGGAUCAUUGUAUUACUAUUGUGGAAGCUUAUGAUCAAAUGCGACAGGCUGCGGACAAUAUGAUUGAUCUUAUUUUCAACACGAUUGGUGCACACCAGAAUGAGAAUAUGAAGCAGCUUGCUAUUCACUUCUCCGCGUAUCGCAUUGCAGCCGCUGACACUACUCCAGGCUUACUUUGGAAUGAAUUUCACGAGUCAAGAAUUUCCUGGUAUUCACCACAGCGAUUCGUAUGUGUUCCUCUAUUCAAAAUUUACCAAGCAGGGGGAGAUACUAAUCUCAUUCCCAGAUACUUUUGGAAGAUCGCAAUUCCAUUCGUGUUUGUCACGACCCUCUUUAUA